This is a messenger RNA of Equus caballus (horse), 4486 nucleotides long. It is a transcript of the gene SMYD4, whose product is annotated as SET and MYND domain containing 4. The record is from RefSeq and is a predicted model, not a curated record. Gene Ontology annotation, biological process: heart development. Gene Ontology annotation, molecular function: histone deacetylase binding. Gene Ontology annotation, cellular component: nucleus; cytoplasm. Lineage: Eukaryota; Metazoa; Chordata; Mammalia; Perissodactyla; Equidae.
GGCGCCGGGCCCCGGGGCGCGCGGAGUGACGCGAAUGCCGCCAAGCGCGCGGCUGGACCAGUUCCGGGAGCCGCCGGAGAGGGCCCCGGACGCACAGCCGCUAGGCUCGAGGCGGGCUGACCGGCUGGUGCCCAGCGGAGGAUUAGAGCUGUUUCUUGAGAACUCUGCUGCUAAAUGUAGUCAAAGAAGUGACUUGAUUCCAGCAACCCAGUGCUCCGUUCUCGCCGGUGCCACACCCUGCGCUUGGCACAGUGGGGGUCUCUGAAGGGCUAAAGUAACAUGGAUCUGCCCGUGGAGGAGUGGAAAUCAUACAUCCUUGAGAAGUGGGCUUUGCUUCCGAAGUCCGUUCAGGUCACAAUUUCUAAAGCAGAGACUCUGAGCGAUAUCUUUCUUCACUCCUCUUCACUUCUUCAACCUGAGGAUGAGAUGUUCUUAAAAAGGCUUUCUAGAGGUUACCUUGUGGGAAAAGAUCCCAACGCUCCCCUUUUCUACAGAGAAGAAGGAAACAAAAAAUUUCAGGAGAAGGACUAUACAGGAGCCACGGUCCUGUACUCCAAGGGAGUAUCACAUUCAAGGCCUAACACUGAGGACACUUCACUGUGUUACGCCAAUCGCUCUGCAGCCCUCUUCCACCUGGGCCAGUACGAAACCUGUCUUGAAGACAUCGUCAGAGCACAGAUGCAUGGGUACCCAGAAAGACUGCAGCCCAAGAUGAUGUUACGUAAAGCAGAGUGUCUGGUGCUCCUGGGGAGGCUGCAGGAAGCAAGCCAGACCAUCAGUGAUCUUGAAAGUAGCUUUGCUGCCAAACCAACCCUAGCAGCUUCCCAGUUUCAGAUUCUGCAGAGAACCCUCUGUCGUCUGAAAAUGAAGAUCCAAAAAAAGGAGAAUCUCACAGAAACCGUCUCAGCAGCUCUAACCAAAGCCUUUGAGGAUAUGGACCUAAGGGAGGAGAACAAACAAAUUUCCAGUGCGUCAGCAUCUGUCAGCUUAUGCACGGACCCUUUUAAAGGCCGCUAUCUGAUUGCCACAAAAGAUAUCCUCCCAGGAGAGCUCUUGGUGAAGGAGGAUGCUUUCGUGAGCGUCCUUAACCCGGCAGAAGUGCUACCACUACAUCUUGGCCUAGAGAGCAAGUGGGACACCAGAGUUACCAAUGGGGACCUCUACUGUCACCGAUGUUUGAAGCGCUCUUUGGCUCCAGUUCCCUGUGAUGGAUGCAGCUAUGCCAAGUAUUGCAGCCAAGAGUGCAUGCAGCAGGCCUGGGAUCUCUACCACAACAUAGAGUGCUCUCUGGGGGCGCUGCUUCUCACACUGGGUGUCUUCUGCCACGUUGCCCUGAGAUCAACUCUUUUAGCUAGAUUUGAGGAUGCUGGCGAAGUCACAAGGAAGCUUUGUGGUGACAUUAGUAACAAGGACACCCGUUUACCUGAAAGCAAGAAUCUGGUGCAAACCCUCAGUUAUGACCUGGGAGGGGAGAGUGAGAAAAAUGGCAAAACAGUUGAGACCCCAAUUCCUGGGUGUGAUAUUAAUGGAAAGUAUGAAAAUAAUUAUUAUGCUGUCUGCAACCUUUUGCCCCAUACUGAAAACCAUAGCGCAGAGUACAAAUUCCUCUGUGCUCUGAGUAUUUCUGCACUGUGCAGGCAGCUCGAAGCAGCCAGUCCACAGGCCCUCAUGACAGGUCUGACAUCCUCUAAGCUGAAAGCAGCAAUGGCUCCUGUGUUGUGUCCAGAGUCGAGUAUUUGGGGUGUGGCCAUGCUGAGACACAUGUUACAACUGCAAUGUAAUGCGCAGGCGAUAACUGCCAUACAGCAAACAGGAUCUAAAGAGAACAUCAUUACCGACAGCAGGCAGGUACGCCUUGCCACAGGCAUCUUCCCUGUUGUCAGCCUCCUGAACCAUUCCUGCAGCCCCAACACCAGCAUGUCCUUCGUUAGCACUGUCGCCACCGUUCGGGCAUCACAGCACAUUGGAAAAGGGCAAGAGAUUCUCCACUGCUAUGGGCCUCACGAGAGCAGGAUGGGUGUUGCUGAGAGGCAGCAGAAGCUGAGGUCUCAGUAUUUCUUUGACUGCACCUGCCCAGCUUGUCAACAUGGGAAACACAGAACCACGGCAGAGCCCAGGUGGGAGGCAUUCUGCUGUUGCAGUUGCAGAGCGCUCAUACAGGGCGAUGAGGUGCUGAGCUGUGGCAACGCGUCAUGUACAGAAUCAGUCAGCAGGGAUCACCUAGUUUCUCGGUUACAAGACCUUCAACAGCAGGUUGGGAUAGCCCGGAAGCUUCUCAGAAAUGGUAAACUAGAGCGAGCCAUUCAGCAGUUGUUGGGGUGCCAGCAUGAUGCUGAGAGCUUCCUGUCAGCGGAGCACAGCGUGGUAGGAGAAAUUGAGGAUGACCUGGCCCAGGCCUAUGCUGCCUUAGGGGACUGGCAAAAGUCAGCUGCUCAUCUACAGAAGAGUCUCCGAGUGGUUGAGGUUCGCCAUGGGCCAUCCAGUGUUGAAAUGGGCCAUGAGCUCUUCAAAUUGGCCCAAAUAUUUUUCAAUGGGUUUGCAGUACCCGAAGCUCUGAACACAAUACGAAAGGCAGAAAAGGUUCUCUUGGUGCACUAUGGCCCUGGGAAUGACGAGAUCCAGGAGCUACAAAAGAUGAAAUCCUGUUUAUUGGACUUGCCGCCCAUCCCUGGGGGACCUUCAUUGUAGGAUCCCAAGGGGACUUUGACCCAUAGGAAAGGAGCCUGUGUGGGAUGAGUUAAAGAGGUACCGUUGGGGCCAGCCCCGUGGCCAAGUGGUUAAGUUCUCUGGCUCCGCUGUGGAGGCCCAGGGUUUUGCCGGUUCGAGUCCUGGGUGAGCUCAUCGGGCCACGCUGAGGCGGCAUCCCACAUGCCACAACUAGAAGGAACCACAACUAAAGAUACACAACUGUGUACCGGGGGGCUUUGGGAGAAAAAGGAAAAAUAAAAUCUUUAAAAAAAAAAAAAAAUUAAAAAAAGAGGUUCUGUUGCUGCUGAGCUGUCGCCAGGAAAUAUAGGACUUGCCUGACAGUCACAGGCCUAGGGUAUGAAUGGCGGGGGGACUGGAAAAGCAUUGCAGUUGGAGAGAUGCUCACCUGUUUUGAUGAAUCUUUCUUGAAAUAGUUAACUGCCCUCCCAUAAAAACUCCCAGUUCACAGACAAGACUUAAAAUGAGUAUCUGGAGAGCCUAAACCCUUUAAAAGGAUUUUAGCUGAUCUGCAGGCAUCUGGACGUUAGCUGGGGAUUUGGGCUAGAUGCCACCUUACUAAAUGAUGAUAAUCUGUUUCCCUGAACGUUCCUGUGGUUUCUAGUAGUAAUGAAAUGUGCACCACUCCAGUGGGAACUUACACUCUUAGUAGUUGUAUUGUAAUUGAAAAAUAAUUAUAAAGCAAGAAAUCAGUGAGGCUCGUUACCUCUGGAGACACAGUUUCCUUUAUAGUAUCUAGCUUCCUUGAAUCCUCUGUUAAAACUGAUGGAGUGUAAAUUGUAAAUACAGAAGUAAAUAUGGGACCAUUUUAUUGUUGGGCAGUUUCUUCCUAUGAAGGCAACUCUCAGUUUGUUUUCUACCAAUUUCCCAGUCUUUAUUACCUGGCUUUAAUCGGUACUCUUGGCAGACUCACUGACCAAACACUAAUAAAGUCAAGCUUGUAGCAGUGACUUUACAACACAUGGGCCUCCUCUCUCAGUUCUGUUUAUUAGCAAGCCUGAAAAGAGACUACUUUUUUCUACCAGACCUCCCCAAGCCGGCAAAUGAAGUACAGAUGACAUAAGUACUGAGAACGGGGAAAUACUUCAGACGAUGCUGACGGGGUGGGCAUUGCUGCUCUGGUUUCAAAUUUAAGAAACAGAAGGUAGAGAUGAUAACUCUCUUCCGCCUGGAUGUAUGGCGGUAGUCUAUAGCCCAACCUGGUCAGAAGUCUGGGAGAGUCUCUAGGUCUGAACCCUGGCUGCUGUAUCAGCAUUGGUGACCAAGUGGUUCAGAUGAGUUAGUGGAAAAGCAUGCCAGGGCCCUCCACCCCCGGGCCAGGCCCAAGACGUGCCAACUCACAUUGAAACACUUGAAUGAAGGACAGGCAGAAUCUCAUUUAUCCUCCUUUCUACUAACUCACAGUGGCAAGGUAGUGGCCAGUGAGAUUUUUUGGUAGAGCUAACUGUUUCAAGAAGAAAACCUUUGACCUGUGGACUGUUCUGUAGUUACUCUUUUCCAAACACUUGGCAUGUUUCAUGUUCCUAAAAAAGGCCCUGUUGUACUCUGUAAAAUAGGCAUACUUCCUUAAAAAGAAUAUGUUUGGAAUUUUUGCAUCAGGUCCAAUUUAAUGUGCGUUCAAGAGCUUUCUUUAAGUGCUCUGUAAAAUAUAGAAUUAUUUCCUGAAGUUACAAAUUACCUCCCUUAUCUGUCGGUGUGUUAUCCUAUGUUGUCAGGUGACAUUAGCUUGAUGGAGUGAUAUCCGUGCUUGCAUUAAAACCUGAAGUCUAGUUUAUUGUAA